Molecule: messenger RNA, 1050 nt
Organism: Pelobates fuscus (common spadefoot toad)
Lineage: Eukaryota; Metazoa; Chordata; Amphibia; Anura; Pelobatidae
Gene: EPDR1
Product: ependymin related 1
Exons: 3
Coding region: 68-721 (217 amino acids)
Biological process (GO): cell-matrix adhesion
Cellular component (GO): lysosome; extracellular region
Molecular function (GO): calcium ion binding
Source: RefSeq, a predicted model, not a curated record
AUUGUCAACACUCAGGAGGAUGGGGGUAGGGGAAGUGAUAGAAUACUGCUGACUGUAAGAGCUGACGAUGGAGGCCAGGCACCUGCAAAGCUUGUACGGCAGUAUAAUCCAUGGCCUUAUUUUGCUUUUCCUGAGCAAUGCAAAUACAAGAGGGGCAUCUGCCCAGAUCACCCCCUGCCAGGCACCUCCGCAGUGGGAAGGCAGGAUUGUAGCCUAUGAUCAUAAUACUGGCAGAAACAUUAGAUCCUUAAUUUCUUAUGAUGUCAAACAGCAAAGAAUCCGUAUCCUAGAAGAAAAAAAGAGCUUGGUACCCUGCAAGAGGUUCUUUGAAUACAUCUACUUGUAUAAAGAGUCUGUGAUGUUCCAGAUUGAGCAAGUUACAAAAACAUGCUCUAAGAACACUUUGACUGAACCAUGGGAUCCCUAUGAUAUACCUGAGAACUCAACAUUUGAAGAUCACUAUUACAUUGGCGGUCCUGGAGAUCAAAUCACUGUACAAGAAUGGUCUGACCGAAAACCUGCCAGACAAUAUGAGACAUGGAUUGGGGUUUACACUGACAAGGAUUGCUACCCAGUACAAGAAACCUACACAAAGAAUGGGAACAUGACAACCUCUACACGCUUCUUUGACAUACAGCUGGGUAUAAAGGACCCCUCCGUGUUCAGUCCACCGACCACCUGCCAAAGUGCACACCCAUUGUUAAUGAGGGAUUUCUGCUAAAUCUGCCUGACAUGGCCAAAUGGCCCACUGAAUAUACACUGAAAGACAAACAUUACUCUGUUAUUGCAAUUCUCUUUAGAAUAUUGGGGAAAAAGUAUGCAAGUAUUAUUUUCAUUUGUAAUCCAAAAUUGACCAGCCUUGGCCCCCAGCUGCUGCAUGACAAUAGUUUCACUGAAUCCUAGACAGUGGCUGUCAAAUAUUAUGAGCAGUUAUGUACAGUUGGAGGCCAAAGUUACACACUCUUGUUUUAUGUUAGUACUAUUUGGAUAAAGUGAAUAGUAGAAUUAAAUUAUAUUGCUAUUAGAGUGAGUUUUGUUUUAAACCAACAA